Messenger RNA from Babesia sp. Xinjiang, 1890 nucleotides. RefSeq names its product Phosphatidylinositol 4-kinase gamma 7. The record is from RefSeq and is a predicted model, not a curated record. Lineage: Eukaryota; Apicomplexa; Aconoidasida; Piroplasmida; Babesiidae. The coding region runs from base 1 to 1890 and encodes 629 amino acids. The transcript is spliced from 3 exons.
AUGUCUGCUGGCAGCCUACGUAUUUCGCAACAGAACUACUUCAGCACUCACAAUGCGCUCAGGGAAGCGUCGCCGGAGGAUAAAGGCGCGCGCUACGUGCUUCACGAGCUCCAUGGAGAGCGACACGGGGCUCUGCGCCUUUAUCCUUUCUACGAUGUACAGAUGUUGAAACGGAUGUUGGUCAAGAAGCUCAACCUCCCAGCAGGGACCACUGUAAACGACCUACGGAUCCUUUAUAAGGGGGUUGAGUUGCCAAACUACCGUACCCUGGAGACGUAUAUGAGCAAGGGAAAGUCAGAUCAUCGUCUUUUCUGGUCAUUGAGAGAAAAGAACCCCGGUGCAGGCAUACGACGUACGGGCAUCAAGACAACGACCCACAUGCAAGGGAUCAUUAACGAAAUCGCCCUAUCGUUUAAGAAUAACAUUAAGCCUAAGCUGACCAUGGAUGGUACAGGGGGAACAUACCUUCUAUAUGACAAGCAACGCAGAUGCCGUGCUGUCUUCAAACCCAUCGACGAAGAAGCUUUUGCACCAUGCAACCCUAGAGGUUACGAAGGAACUCUAAACCAGCAGGGCUUCCGCUCUGGUGUCCUUUCAGGCGAAGGUGCGAGUCGUGAGGUGGCCGCCUACCUGCUAGACUCUGCAUACGGAGGGGUAUGCGGAGUACCAGACACAACUAUGGUCGAAGCAAGUCAUCCCGCAUUCAAGAACUCAUGUGACGAACGUUUUAUCAAAGACAUCACGUCUGGGUUGAAGUGGAAAGCGGGUUCUCUGCAGGAGUUCAUCAAUUGCAAGGAGUCGAGCGGCAACUACAACCCUAGCCUCUUCCCAGUUGGUGACGUCCACCGUAUCGGUAUCUUCGACCUACGCGUGGUAAACCUCGAUAGGAACGAUGGAAAUAUCCUAGUCGUGGAUAUGAGACAACGUAUUCCCGAAACAAACAACAAUACAACACAGACUGGACCUAGGUACAAGCUGAUACCUAUCGACCAUGGUCUCAUCCUACCAGACGUCAUAGACGUCGCUGAUAUGGAUCUAGUGUGGUUUGACUGGCCACAAACUGAGCUGCCAUUCAGUAAGAAUGAACUGAAACUGAUAUUUGCUUACGACCCCGAUAAGGAUGCAGACCGGCUUCGCAAACGGUUGUUGAUUCGCCCAGAAUGCCUACGUACGAUGCGUGUAUCGGUAAGGCUCUUGCAAAUCGGAGCGCAAAUGCAUCUUAACCUGAAACAAAUUGCAAGGAUCGUUUGCCGAAGCGACGUGGAUACGCCGUCGGACCUAGAACUGAUGAUUAAAAAGGCUGUCGAAGAGGCGUAUAAAGCAACAGAAGCAACGUCGGUAAUAAACACGCGUAGACUGGGCGUGUCUCUGGAUCUCUUUAGCCAUUCUGUGCAUUUCGCUACAAAUGGCGAUGAUGUAGAACAGUUGGAGCCAACGUUUGAUGAUCCGAUGGUUGAAGUGACCCCGGUCUCUGCUAGAUCUGAGGAGUCAGAUACAUCAUCAGAUGAAUCGUUUAAAGCGGCCCAAGAAGAGAUUUCUUAUCCAAUGGCAACUUUUCAGCACCAAGGCGCCCACGAGCUUAAAUAUCGCGAUAUAGUAAGAACAACCUACCGCCGACGAAGACCUAUGCAAGAGGAGCGUUCCAUAUGGGUUUUGGAGGAUAGCAAAGGUCGUCAGGUACAUUUCGAUUGGGAUGAACAUUUCGAACGCAUAUUCUACGCAACUGUAGAUCGCAUAUUUACGAGUUACAUCGAACAGUACCAUCCCGGGUGGAGUUCUUACCCGUACUGUGGAGAUGGUGACGAGAGGUUUCCGUGGUCGACGCAUAGCACAUUAACCAUUCCCCCCUCUGAGCGACGGAGUAAAAGUAUCCGAUCGCCAAACGGAUGA